Molecule: messenger RNA, 1431 nt
Organism: Anopheles maculipalpis
Lineage: Eukaryota; Metazoa; Arthropoda; Insecta; Diptera; Culicidae
Product: protein yellow-like
Exons: 5
Coding region: 65-1426 (453 amino acids)
Cellular component (GO): extracellular region
Source: RefSeq, a predicted model, not a curated record
AGCGAAUGAAUGUGAAAGUGUGAAACGGCAACGCUAUGAAGAGUAAUUUGGGCUCUUUUGGCGGAUGACAUGCGGAAAACUGCUACAUAACACUCCAAAGAUGGCACCACGAUCGCGAUUGCUACUGCAGGUUCUGCUGAUCUGCCUGUCGCUUCAUCUAGCCUGGGCUCAAUAUUUCGGUCAGCAGCUAAAGAGCGUCACUCAAUGGAAAGCAGCUGACUUUGCAUUCUCGACACCACAGGAACGGCAAGAGGCGCUAGCAUCGGGGCGAUAUAUUCCUGAGAAUUGUGUUCCACUCGACAUGGAUGUUGAUUAUUCUAAUCCUGCUCGUUCUCGGCUGUUUGUAACUAUUCCCCGGUUUGUGGAGGGUAUCCCCUAUACACUGGGUAAAGUGAGUAAAACUCAGGGACCAUCGGGUCCACUGAUCGAACCCUACCCGUCCGCAGCUAUACAGGCAUUUCCGGAGAGCAAUAACUGUCAAGGAAUUGUGUCCGUUUUCCGCAUAAAGAUCGAUGAAUGUAACCGAAUGUGGGUACUUGAUACAGGAAAGAUUGGAGAAAAACGUAUCUGUCUGCCACAGUUGCUGGUGUUUGAUAUGAAAACCGACACACUGAUCCAUCGCUAUCAAAUCCCUGCUAGCCAGCUUGUCUGUGAACUCUCGCUGUUGGUGAACUUGCUCGUAGAUGUCCAGGACCCAUCACCGCUUGGAUCGUGCAAGAAUACGAAAGUGUACAUGGCGGAUGUCACCGCACCGGGCAUGAUCGUGUACGAUAUGGCAAAAGGCAAAUCGUGGCGCAUAACCAACAAGCAAAUGCAUCCCAACCCGGACCAUGGCACCUUCACCAUCGCCAACGAGAGCUUCGAUCUGAUGGAUGGAAUCGUGGCCAUGGCUUUGUCUCCACGCAUACCAUCGGAUAAUGUGGUAUUUUCAUCGAACUACGGUACAAACUGGCGCCCGUCCAACGAUCGGCUGCUGUACUUCCACGCACUGGCAUCAGUGACGGAGAAUGCGGUCCGAACCUCCGUGCUGCUUAAUGACACCGUUUGGGAGGAGAGUGCAGAAUCGCUACCUAGAGCUUUCCGGCCAAUAGGUACACGUCCAUCGCAGACCGCCGCAGAGGCAAUGGAUAGCAAUGGGAAUCUGUUCUUUGGGCUGGUGGCACAGAAUGCAAUCGGCUGCUGGGAUUCGACGACACCGUACAAUCCGUCGAACAUGCGCAUCAUUUCCCAGAACAGUGAAACGUUGCAGUUUCCCAGCGGUGUGAAGAUCGUACGCAACCGCAAAGGGGCCGAAGAGCUGUGGGUGUUGACGUGCCGUUUGCAGAAGUUUCUGACGGGUACGCUGAACACCAAUGAGACCAACUUCAGAAUACAAGCCAUACAGAUUCCGGAGUUGCUAGGGUAUAAGAGCUCGUGUCGAGUGUGAAUGUU